AUGGCUGACGAAACCCCUGUGACUGCGCCCGAGGGCGAUCAGCCCGAGCGCGCUACUGAACCCACUGUCUCCGAGAAGAAGUCUGAGGAUGCGACCAUGUCGGAAGACAAGCCUGCCGAGACUGAAGCUGCGACCGACAAGAAGAUGGACGCUGAAGCUGAGGCUGAUAAGCCUGCUUCCUCCGACGAGGUUCCUGAGCCCAAGGCCGAUGGCGAAGCCACUGAAGCUGCACCUGCCGAUGCAGAGGCCGCUGCGCCCGCGGAGGCCAACGGAACCCCUGCCUCGGCGAAGAAGUCCUCCAAGAAUCGCCGCACCUCUACCGGUGCUCAGAAGCUGAGCCGCAAGAAGUCUCAGAGUCGCAUCACCCACCUGGAUGCUAAGCCAGGCCAAACCUACCUCGCCCGCCUUCGCAGUUAUGCGCCCUGGCCUGCUAUCAUCUGUGACGAGGACAUUCUGCCACCCAGCUUGCUUGAAACUCGUCCCGUUACCGCCAUGCAACAGGAUGGAUCCUACAAAGGCGAGUAUGCCGACGGUGGCAGACGCGCCCAUGAACGUACCUUCCCCGUCAUGUUCUUCGAUACCAAUGAAUUCGCCUGGGUUCCCAACACUAACCUGACUCCUCUUGACCCUGCUGAAUGCAAAGAUAUCUCUGAGAAGAACAAAACCAAAUCACUCAUCAAUGCCUACAAGGUUGCAUCUGAGGGCCACAACCUUCAGUACUUCAAGAAGCUCCUGAACGACCACCAGGCAGCUAUUGACCAAGAAGAGGCUGAGCUUGAGGCACAGGAAGCGCAGAAGGCAGCCGCCAAGGCCGCAAAGGAGGCGAAGAAGGGUAAGCGCAAGAGCAAGGGCGCUGAGACCGAUGUCGAAAUGGAGGAUGCGGAUGACUCCAAGAAGUCCAAGGCUCCUUCUAGGAAGCGCAAGAAGGAUGUGGAGACUGAUGCUGAAGCGGAAAAGCCCGCUAAGACCCCCAAGAACAACACAAAGCUGAAGUUGACCACUCCCAAGGCUCCCGCCGAGGAUACUGGAAAGAAGACUCCCGCCAGCAAGACCAAGAAAGCACCUGCCAAGAAGGCCAAGGCAGCUCCCGCUGCCAGCGACGAAGGAGACAGUGCCGACGCUAAGGAAUCCGAGAAGCCCAUUGACCCAGAGGAGCUGAGAAAGAAGAAGGAGAAAGAGAGUACGCGAUCCCCCAUCUCCCCCAACGAGCCCGACCAGGCCAGCUUAUACCUUACAGAAGAUGAGAUGGCUAGCAUGGCCAGCUACUUUGACAAGUUGGAGAAGCAUUCCGACUUGGAGGUGUCGAUCAUUCGUUCGACCAAGAUCAACAAGGUCCUUAAGAUGAUUGUCAAGCUCAACUCGAUUCCCCGGGACGAGGAGUUCAACUUCCGUCACCGUGCCAUGGCCAUCUUGUCUAGCUGGAAGAACAUCCUGGACGCGGACACUCCCGGCCCGGCGGACAAGGAUGAGAAGCCUGCCGCUAACGGAUCCAAGGAGGAGGAUGGUGUUGAAACCCCCAAGCUGGAGACAGAAGAGGAAAAGGAGCCUGAAUCCAAGUCAACUAACGACGUUGAUUCUCCAAUGCCCGACGCGGAUGAGAAAGCCCCCGAGCCUGAGAAGGAGGAAAAGUCUGAGGAGAAGGCAGUUGAGGAGCCUACCGAGGAGAAGACCGAGGAGAAGACCGCAGAAGCUGCUGCUUAA
Penicillium mononematosum is the source of this 1701-nucleotide messenger RNA. RefSeq lists its product as uncharacterized. The record is from RefSeq and is a predicted model, not a curated record. Bases 1 to 1701 code for a protein of 566 amino acids. Gene Ontology annotation, cellular component: mitochondrion. Lineage: Eukaryota; Fungi; Ascomycota; Eurotiomycetes; Eurotiales; Aspergillaceae. Gene Ontology annotation, biological process: anterograde axonal transport. The transcript is spliced from 5 exons.